CGAAGUUAAGGGAGGUCGCCUCAGCUUUUUUCUUUGUCUUCCUCCCGCAGAACUCUCCCAAUGAACCACCCACCGAAAACCACGCUCUUCGCCCUUCUUCCCACGCCCAAGAAAAGAAAAAAAAGAAGAGAGAAAAUGGUAAUCAUUAGAGUUCUUCAUCAUCAUCAUCAUUAAUUAAUAAUUGUGGUUUCAUUGAUUGGCCCUUCUUCCCCAACGAGCCCCCAAGCUUCCUGAAUUGCCCAAUCACCAUAUUUCCAGAUAUGCAAAUGACAAGCUGUAGUUUGUCAUUAUGAAUUGUGAUGAUUUUGGUAGACUCAACACUUCAAAUGGUGUCACUUGUGACCCUCCAUCAAGUAGUAGCAGUGAGCUUGAAGUAAAACGAAGAAAAAAUGUAGUGCAAUGGCUGAAAAGUGUUCUCCCCCAUUUGAGUUUGCCCAUAAACACAUCAGAAGAGGAACUACGAGCAGUCUUACUCGAUGGUAGCGUCUUGUGCCAACUACUUGAUAAGUUGAAACCAGAAUCACUUUUUACCGAGGCAAGAGAUUCUGUUAAUUCUUCCUGCACGUACUCAGAAAAUGUUAGAAGAUUUUUAUCUGCCUUGGAGAAAAUGGGCUUGCCCCGCUUUCAGGCAUUAGACCUAGAACAUGGAUCCAUGAAAGCUGUGCUUGAUUGCCUUAUAGCACUUCAAACACAAUUUAGGAUGCAAAAUGGGGCAUCUGAACUAUCUGAAAAUGCUAUUAUGAUAAAAUCAAAAUCAAUGGUGGAGCAUUAUGGAUGUGAUGAUGGUGAAAGAGAAGAAUCGUCUAAACUUCGUCCCUUUUCAUCUUUAAGAGAAGAUAGACCAAAAUUAGAGUCAAAAUCGGAACGUGCUUUACGUAGUCCUGUUCUGGCAGAAGCUGCACUGAUACAUCACAUUGGGCACAAGUUCCAUGAAGUGUUUCAGCUUAAACAAGGAAGUUAUGCUGAUCUUCCCGACUCAAAGAUUUCCGAAAUGACGAAGUCAAACAGUUUGGAUAAUGCUCCAACACAGUCGCUUUUAACGGUUGCAAAGGGAAUCAUAGAUGAAAGCAUUGGACGGAAGAAUGGAGAAAUUCCUCAUCGUGUAGUAUGCUUGUUGAGAAAAGUGGUGCAAGAGAUAGAAAGACGAAUAUCAACACAAGCAGAACACUUGAGAAUGCAAAACAACCUCUUCAAAGCUCGGGAGGAGAAGUAUCAGUCGAGGAUAAGAGUUCUAGAGGCUCUUGCAACAGGUACUAGUGAAGAGACACAGAUUGUCAUGAAUCAACUGCAACAACUUAAGAUUGAAAGGACGAAGAUGGAGGUGAAAAAGAAAAGUGAGGAACAUGACGUGUGUAGAUUAAUGAAGGGAAAAGAUGAUACAAUCGAAGAGAUCACAGCUUUGAAGCAAGAACUGGAAACUGCUCGCGAAACUUACGAACAUGACACCCGAAGAUCUCAACAAGAGAUUUCAGCUUUGAAGCAGCAACUUAAAGAUGCUCAAGAAACUUAUGAGCAAUUCUGCUCACAAGUGGAACAUGAUUGUAGAGGACAUCAAGAGGAGAUUUCAUCUUUGAAGCAAGAACUUGAAACCGCUCGAGAAACUUAUAAACAGCAGUGUUUAAAAGUUGAAGACGAAGCUAGAGGAUCUCAAAAAGAGAUUGAAGCUUUGAAGAAAGAAUGUGAAAUGGUUCAGAAAACUUAUGAACAGCAUUGCUCACAAAUGGAGAAAGAGGCUAAAGGGUCUCGAAUUGAGUUGGAAGAUAAAUUGAAGGAAGCCACGGGGCUUUUAACAGAAACAAGAAAUAGAUUGAAGGAAGUUGAAACACUUUUAGAAUCAAAAUCCCUUCAGUGGAAGAAGACACAGAACAUCUAUGAAAUAUUGACUCAAUUCCAUCUUGGUGCACUACGUGAGCUAAAGUUUUCAUCACAGUCAAUAAGGCAAGAAGUUGUGAAAACACAGAAGAUCUCUGCAGAUGAAUUCAAUUGCUUAGGCAAGAAGACCAAAGCAUUGGAAGAUGCAGCUGCAAACUAUCAUGCAGUUCUCGAUGAAAACAAAAAACUACACAAUGAAGUCCAGGAGUUAAAAGGUAAUAUAAGAGUAUAUUGCCGAGUUAGGCCAUUUCUUCCUGGACAGAAGGACAAACAUACGAUUGUUGAUUACGUUGGUGACAAUGGGGAGCUGAUUGUCAUGAAUCCCUUAAAACAAGGAAGAGAAGGGCGUCGUUCAUUCAGGUUCAAUAAGGUCUAUGCUCCUGUUGCAACACAAGCUCAAGUAUUUUCGGAUAUAAAGCCAUUGAUACGAUCAGUUUUGGAUGGUUAUAGUGUGUGCAUAUUUGCAUAUGGCCAAACAGGCUCGGGAAAAACUUACACAAUGACUGGCCCUGAUCAAGCAACUGAAGAGGAAUGGGGUGUUAACUACCGAGCUUUAAAUGACCUCUUUCAGAUUUCACAAAAGAGAGGGAAUGCCACUGCAUAUCAAAUAUCAGUUCAAAUGGUAGAAAUAUAUAAUGAACAAAUUCGCGACUUACUCUCAACCGAUGGCUCUCAAAAAAGAUAUCCUUAAAUACGUUGUCUUUUCAUGAUUUACAAAGAUAAAGUUUAUUUUUUUUACUUUUCAUGACAUUUGUGCUUUCUGUUCCUUGGGUCUAGUUGCUACUAUCGGCAUGUGUGUUUCUUGUCUCUGUGCUCUUACUUUACU
Molecule: messenger RNA, 2698 nt
Organism: Cuscuta campestris
Lineage: Eukaryota; Viridiplantae; Streptophyta; Magnoliopsida; Solanales; Convolvulaceae
Source: the annotation of a GenBank genome assembly